AAGAUGCUCAGCGUGCGCUGCAUCUCGAGCUGUACAAAUUCUUAUUCCUAAACAGGAAAACUUUGAGGGCCUUUGUACGCAUUUGCAAGCUGGAGACACUAUUUUGUGCACCUUGCGCACAGUGCAACCGCACCCCCAGAAUAAAGGAGCUUUCAAAAAGCCUUGUUCUUUCUACCAUAAUGGUCAUUUGUUUGACAGUUGAGGUGUCAGGACACCUAGUGGCAAAGACACAAGUAACAGCAAAUGCUUUAAAGAUUCAUUUGGCUCACUGCAAGAAUGACAUGACAAAGUCCGUUUGACUUGAGCUGUUCACAGAAGGGUAUUUCCUUAUCUUGAAAUAGCACGAGCUCUCCAAAGCAGAGUGUGUCACCGGCCCUUCAAGCCAUGUUUACAUUGCUGACGAUAAGGGGAAGGGAGUUUCUCAGAAGUGCUCUCCUUUCAUUUUCUUUUUACAUGCGCCGGCAAAACAACAUGGCCAAGAAACUUGUUCUCUGCCUCUUAACCCUGUGUCUGGUAAGUAUUAUUUUUUCCCCACAUAUCACCUCCCUGUAAUCAUUGAAAUACCUGUUACUAGCCACAACAUUCUUAUUCAGAAGCAUUCUGUCAGUCUGUUGUUUUGAGAGUUUUUGCCAACAGUUCUGAAGGAAGGCUGCAUGAGAAAUGGUAGUCAGAGAGUUUGAAACGGUAUCCCAAAUGAUUGGUUUGGUUUAGUGUUUUGAACAGUGUGACCCAGAAACAGUUUGUUUUUCUCUUGUGUAGCUGAAAAGAAGGUACGUUGAGAAGCUUGCACCUCAAUAAAGAUUAUUAAAGCCUUUUUUAAAAAACCACAAAUUAAAAGUAUUAAUUCAUAAACUAUUGGAUGCAGCCUGUACAGUAAAUUCCUUUUCUUAUCUGGCUAUGCAACUAUCACCAGCACAUGAUGGUGGUUUUUUCCUUCCCUCAAACGACUAGGUUAGGUAAGUUAAAAUCUUUGGAUACUUAGUUUAUUAUAAUGCAAUGCUGAGUUGUGUCAAUAGGAAGUUGGUCGUUGUUGUCAACUGGUCGGGACUUCAGCUUUCUUCCUGAAUGUAUUAUUCACAAAUAUAUUUCAGAGAAGCAACAAAUCUCUCGCUCUUAUCACGAUGCACUUUAAUAGCUAUAGUUGACUGAGUUAUUUUACUUUACAAAUUAAUCAAAGGGAAGUCCCAAGAAAAACUUGAAGCAAAGAGGGAGAUGAUACGUGGUAACUGUCAAGUCUGGGCAUAUGCCGUUGAGCUCAAGUCAGUAAGAAAGUACCUAUGAGUCAUUAAGUGUUAUUGUAUUCAUGUAAUAGAAUAAUAUAACAGAAUUUUCCAUCCUGUGGACCACCACCUCAUGCUAGAUAUGGUAUUUUUAUGUGCUCUGUUCUGUAGAAAAAGUCCCUGUCUUUUCCCCCCUUUUUCUUUUAAACUAGCGCAUUAGGGACAAGAUUCUAGAUCUUCCUGUCAUGCUAACUUUCUAGACACAUGGACACAUUUCACUUGAGGAACCGUUUAAAGAUGCAAAUUUCUCAUCUUUAGCAAUUUGAAGGAGGGUAGUCUCAGCUGGACUCUAUCGUGUGAAUUUGCCCUGAACAUGAUGAAGAUUAGAAAUUCUGUUGUUUCACUCACCUUAGUACAAUGCAGCAUAUUAUUAUCAGUUUCUUAUUAUUGUACUAAGCAUUAUGUAGUAGUUUUGCUACAGAUAAGCUCAAGAGAUAACAGAAACAGGAAAUCUUGUUUUGGGGGAGGUAUGGAAGCAUGCCAGGUGCACUAGAUUUCUAACACUGUAUCUGGCAGAAUUUAAACUGCAGUGGCACAGAAGCUGCACUGAUUGUGACAAGGACAGGCCGGAACGGAAAUUCCUGCCUUCUUAACUGCGUAAUCAGGGAUGAUUGUAAAAGGUCCAGGAUUCCUUUGCUUCCUUCACUACUCUGCUCAGGAGGGGAGAACUCCCUUGGUCACUGGUCAUGUUGCCUGGGGCUGAUGGGAGAUAGAUUUUUAAUGAAAUGGCAACAUUAACUUGCAAAGCAAGGACACUCAAUAUGAUACCAGACAGGUUACUAUGCUAUAAAAUAACAUUUAAGACACAGCAUGCCCUUAAAAACACCAAAGGAGCCACAGCUGAGAGUACUCUGGUUUCCAGACGGGGAAGGGCCUACAGCAUCCCAACAGCUGCUUCUUCUAUUUUUCCUCACAGAAAGGAAAAUUUAAGCUAUGUCCUUGGGGUGCUUACAUCUUCCUUGGGGUCACACCAGUAGCCAAGAGUGAUUCUCAAAAUUACCCACAAGGAAGCCUCCCCCCACAAACUCAGAACUUCCAGUCCCUUCUGUGCACCCUUCUGUCAUCAGAGUAUAUCUGCUUUGUUCUUUAUUUUCAUAUGAAUAAAACUUGACAAGGAGCAAUUUGGUUGUCUUUAUUGCCUAUCAGAAUCCAAAGAGAACUAUUGUCUUUUCGGAAAAUGCCAUAAUGCAUUGAAAUGCAAUAUUUAUAUAGUCUCUCUCUCUCUCUCUCUCAUAUAGGCAUUUGAUUUUAUUACUCCUGGACCAUUGCAUGAGAAUGUGUCUAUGUCUAUGACGCCCAGAGCACAUAAGAAACCUGGGCCAGUGAAAAGUAUUUUUAAGCGGAAUGUUAUCGGGUGUCAGAAUGAUACACAAUAUCUGUUUGAAGAUCUUUGCUGUGAUAGUUGUAAGCCCGGUAGGUAUGAUUGUAAGAUAACUGAGAAGCAUUUCCAUUUUCAAUAGUGGAGAGCUGAAACACGGGCGCAUUUUAGGAACAUGCUCACCCCUAUGGAACACUCAGCCUCUCCAGGCAGCUUUAUACUUUGUUUUUGCAUGAACCUGAUUGCAAGGCAGUAAAUGUUAGAGGGAAAUGAAUUAGGUUCUCAUUGCCAAGGCAACCAGACUGAUGCUCCCUCUCUCUCUCAUCCAGUUAGAGCAGAAUACAGAUGGGGAAACACAUUGAAGCCCUGUGCAGGCAUUCUAGUCCCCAUGAGGGAGUGGCUAGGGAAACCCAGCCAGAUGGGUGGGGUAUAAAUAAUAAAACUAUUAUUAUUAUUAUUAUUAUUAUUAUUAUUAUUAUAGCCGAGAUAAGUGUGCUAACUCUGGCCUCUGUUGCCAUCACCAUCACAUUUCAUGUGUCAUUCUCAUAAGGUUAUCUAAAAGGAAAGCGUUUGAAUAUUACUCUGUCAAGCUCCACUUAAGUCACAUUAUUAAAUAGUUUGGAAAUGGAUACCUGUUUAACCUAAUCACUAUCUGGUUAGCAUUGUUCCUGCAAUGAUUUGGCACUUAGGUGGUGCUGAACAAGAAAAGGUGAUUCAGGAAAUCUGAGACAUUCAAGUGAAUCACACCAUCUUAAUGUUUAAACUGCUUUUUUGUUUUUUAAAAAUAGGUUCCUUUGCUAAACGGAAAGGUUGCACAAAGGACAAUCCUACAACUUUUUGUAAAAAAUGCAUAGAUGGGGAAGAGUAUAUGGAUAACUAUAAUUAUCACCAUGAAUGUCUGCGAUGUGGUCACUGUGACACUCUCCAUGGUAUGUUCGCAAUCUAAAACUAUUGGUUGUUAUGCAUAUUGCAUUAGAGAGAAAUGUUUUAAGUGCAUGUCUUUGCAGAAAGCCUAGCAUGUGCAUGAUCCACCUACAACACAGAGAAAAGGCUUCUUGUCUCCCAACACAUGUUCCUCCGUAUAUGCAUCAGAUUGCAUGCUGGGUAAGGUGGUGGUGGCAGCCAUUGCACACACUGACCUCUAGGGGAUGGGAACCAAAUAACAGAAGAGGACUCUUAUUUAUUAAAACAGCUAAACAUUAUGUGUUGCUGUGGUGAAGACAUGUAGACACAUGGAACAAAACAGAACACAAUGGGUGCAAUAUAGAAGUUAAAACAUGCUUAUAUCCUGAUUUUCAUCAACUGAAGACUCUUAAAUAUAUGAUCAAGCCUUUGGCUUUUCAUUGAACUUCAAGAACAUUUAGAAUCACAGAGCUGAAGGGGCCUUGCCAAUCAUCUGUUUCCUUGCAGGGAAUACAAGGCUACAGCAGCCCCUAACAGAUGGCUGCCCAGCUUGAAGACCACCAGUACUUGGUUGCGUUGUUGACUUGCCCUUACCAUUAAGAAGUGUCUCCUAAUGUUCUCCAGAAAAUCAUUGGGCUGUAGGCCAGCAUGCAGUUAUUCCCUGCUAUUUCCAUGGAGGAACAGAAGCACACAUACACAUGACAGAUGGGAGGGUAGCAGCAAGUCUGAUAAAGUCCACUGGUGUGAAAGAAAUUUAGCACACCUUGGUGGCAUAACACAAUAGGUAAUGCAGUGUAAACAGAACAUUAGAAACUGGGGAAGAAGUACUAGCAUUAUAACCAGGAAACCUAACACAACAAUCCCAAUGGACCUCUUUUUUGUGACAGUCCUUCAGGAAUCAGCUUUGUUUCUCUUCAGAUUCAGUCCAAUUCAUCUGAGUCUUCAAAACCUGCCCACUAUAAAAAGAACCAGUUCAUUCAUAUAUAUAUAUAUAUAUGUGUGUGUGUGUGUGUGUGUAUAAUUUAAUAAAAUGUUUCUAUUUAUUUUAGGUUUUGAAGUUGAAAAGAAUUGUACCAUCCACCAGAACAUAAAAUGUAGAUGUAGGUCUGGCUACUUCUGCAAUUCUUCUGAACCAUGCCGCCACUGCGAUCCAUGCGAUGAGUAAGUCUCCUGCACAGUUACUGACUAAAGGGCAAUUUGAAUGAAAAACAGGGACCGGAGACAGGAUCUAAAGCAUUUUUGAAUUGUAGAUCUUGCAUUUGAACCUCUGAACCUGCUCCCAAUAUCUGUGGUCUCGGAAAUAUACAGUAUCCACCCCAUAGCUCUAAACAUCUAUUGCUUUGAUGAGAUAGGGUUGACUAGGGAUGCACGAAUCCUUUAAAUUGAACACAGUUUUGUAUGUGAUAUUCCCUGCAGUGCACAUUUUGUACAGUUUACAACACUCUGCUUCUUAAAUAUGCAUUUUUGUAUGAUUUUCUAGGCACUGCUCUUGAAACACACCUUUUGCACAUCAUAUUUCCCCCUGCAAAAUAGUUGUUUUUAUGUAUUUCCCCCAUAAAAUCUGCAUUUUUUGUAUGCACUUUCCCAUAAAAGAUACAGAUCCCCGAAUUUGAGCAAUGCAAACCAUCAACCUCUAGGGAGCCACAGAUUUUGCACCCCUGCUCUGUAUUCAUAGGAAUGCAACCCUCGAUGGUCUGAUUUGAAACUUUGUCCAAAUCACAGGCUACUCAUUAUGGACUACCAUAAAAUAAGUAAAUCCAGAAGGAAGAGAAUGCACAAUAAUUUCCAAACACUAGGUGGCAUCUUUGCUCUUCUUCCAUGUGUUUCCAACCAUUCUCUGGGUGUGUUUUGGAGUGGAGCAUAAUCUGAAGCUUGGCCAAUGGUGAGGGACGAUGUACAACCAUAACCACACUUUCCAGCUUCUCCGUAAUGGACUCUAAGUUUCACCUAAACAGGGACCUGAACCUAGCCUAGAAAGCUACUGAGGAGUGCACAUGCUUAUGCUUCAAAGUCAUUUUCUGGAGCAGAAUGUAAUAAGGGUGUGCAUCAUUAGCAAUAAGUAUUGGAUACUCCAGGCAUGGUAUAUAAAUACCAAGAGCCCACUCUUUUGCUUUUGCAUAGUUCAAGGAUGUGAAAUCAGUGGCUUUCCAGAUGUUGGACUUCAACUCCCAUCGUUCCUGGCUAUUCUCUAUGCUGGCAGGGGCUGAUGGCAGUUGGAGUCCCGACAGCAGCUGGAGAGCUACUGAUUCCAUAUCCUUGGCCUAGCCUGUGGAACAGUGCCUUCUACCGGUAUUUGUUUCACAUAAAGUUCUAGCUUCCAGCUCUGGCCAUUGAUAUCAGAGACUCUGAGCUGGAAAGUCAAAAGAUCUGGACUGCAGCUUCUGGGAGGUCCAGCUUGACAAUGUCAUUGGAGGAUACAUUCCUCCAAAAGGAACUUCAAAAUUCCUAUAUCAUAAUAAGAAACUCAAAAAGCAAUAACUUGAGGAAAUUGACUAUUUUGCUCUGUUCCCUUGACAGAUGACCUAAUCUUUCCAUUGUUUUCAAAUAAUUUAUUCACAGGUGUAAAGGUGGUAAAAUUCUAGAAAAUUGCACCCAAACCAAUAACACCAGAUGUGACAGAACAGGUAACUGUUGGGAUCUUUGACUUAGCUCUGAAAUAUACCUUAAACAAGGGAAUUAUUACAAAAGAAGAGUUGGCUUUCGGUCUGCUGUUUCAGAUGCAUGACAACUUCAGUUUUCAGUCAGCCAAACUUUGGCCAUCCUAUCACUGGUCACUGGUUGGAGUGGGGUUGAGACCUCUCCUACAUACAGCGCUCACCACUCUGCCUUGGGGUGGGUGGGAAGUGAAAGUCGGCAUCGAUUGCUCAAAAACUCAACAGCCACAGAGUGAAACAAACAGUUGUGUGAAUGGGCUGUCAGUUGUUUUCAACCUGACUAUAUUUAAGGGGAUGUUUGCAUUUUGUACUGAGUGUGGUGGGGCUGGAUUUCAUUUGUUCAUUAUACCCAUAAAAUGUCUUUGUGUCAAAGCUGAGCCUCAUGAAGCAGAGACCUGCCAUGUGAGCCAUAUAAGUCUAAAAUGCUUAUUGGUGAAAAGUAUCUGCAUAUUCUGUAUGAAACUUUGCAAUGUUCUACUUAACAGAGAUUGCACAAGAUAAAACAGCUUCAAUUGUUGCACCCGUUGUAGUCAUCAUAGUCAUUGUGGCGGUGAUUGUCAUUGGGGUAAUGUGGUGUGGUAAGUUGAUGCACCUUUAAACUACCUUAUUUAUGUUCUAAAAUAUUCCACAACCUGCAAUGCAUGCUUGAGGGUUGUACUUAAGGCUUACGUAGCAUAGACAUGGGUCUUUUCAUGCCCAGCCACAUUUAAGAAAAGUUUGAGAGAUUGUCUCAAGGUUCAUGUGAACGUACUUCUAGAGAACUAAGGUAGCAAGCCUAAACCCUCUUACCUGGGAGUAAGCACCACUAAAUUCUACAUGAUGUAGUUCUGAGCUGGUAUUCCAUCAAUCUGUUUUUAUGUCCCCAGCUUGAAUCCAAGGGUGGAUGGGGCUAGCAGGAAGUGUAGUCUUUGUACUUCAGGAAAUGGGCUUCUAAACUCCACCCAACAACUUGUUUAAUCAAGGUUUUAAAACCCUGAUUAAGCAUAUAGUCAGGAGGGGGUGCGAGAAGGAGGUGCUGUGUCGCCUCACCUCCCACCCUGUCCCCACAUGACUACAGAUCUCUGCAGCAAUCAGGAUCCAACCACCCACUCAUCUGGUGAGCAGAGGGUUCAGUACUGCUCAAUUUGGCUGCACGGACCUGUUCACCUGAUGGAAGCAGGUUACUGGGAACAGCGCAGUGCAGGGCUGUUUGAAAGCCCUUUUGCAGACAGCCUCAUGCUAUUGUUUUCAGGGGUUGCCUAUCUCACCUUCUUUCCCCCUGUAAUCCAUCACUCCCCCUACCUUUUGACCAUCUCAGAUCACUGCAGGUGGGCCAACCCAACUCGAGACAAUCUGGCACUGUCUCAUCGCAAUCCAGCCCAAACCUUGAUCCACCCAAAUAAGCCUGAUACAAUUUGGGAUAUGGACUUUGGUCAAAUCUGGUUCACAGCCCUAAUGGGUGCUUCUAGCCAGUGAUGUAGAAUUGUAUGUCCCUUCCUAUUGCUACUCCUGUUGUUUUAUGAAUGUAGUAAAACAAACAAACCAUAGUUCUUUUCUGUGUGGCUGCAGUGCGUAAAAAGAAGAAAACCGCAGAGUACAAUGUCAAACAGGAGCCAAACGGAAUGGUGAGUAUCCUUUCUUACUUUGAAUACAGUGCAUGGCAUUUACAAUAAAAUGGUAUAUAAAUUUUAUGAAAUAAAUAUAUAAACAUAACCCAAGGAAUAUUGUAAGAAAGAAAACAGGGGACAAUGUUUUUCCUUAGAUGAAAAAUAGUUUUGCUUAUCUUUGGGACACCUAUUAUGUGCAGGCAAUGAUGAAAUAGCCAAACUGGCCUAGACCAAAAUCUACAGUAAAUUCAAAGCAUAUUACAGCUGGCCACAUAACAAAGUCCUUUGAUCUAGAUAUGUGUAUGUCUUUUUCACAUUCUUAUUUUAAUUGAGUUUUAUAGUUAGUUGCAAAAAAUAAAAUAAAAUGUACAUUGAGUUGCGUAUUGAAAACAAAAAAAUAACGAACUGAACUGUGUCUUACUAUGUUUUAAUUUAUUGGAAGCCACACAGAGUGGGUGGGGUAACCCAGUCAGAUGGGUGACAUUUAAAUAAAUUAUUAUUAUUAUUAUUAUUAUUAUUAUUAUUAUCCCUCCCCCCCCCACUUUUACCCAACCUGAAGGCCUAUUUCAGAUCUAAAUAAUGAUAGUAAAGUUCAUACAAGCACUGAAAUGAAGAGAGUCUGACAUCAGUAUAAAGGAAGAUAUUAACAUAACCAUAUAUUACAUAAUGCGGCAGGUACAGUUUGUCCUGUAAUAAUCCUUGUUCUUGGGCUCGAUAAGCAUGCAUGCCUUUUUGCAAACCUCAUCACAAACUGACUAUUAAUCUAAUUAGAAGAUGGAACAAUCAGAUGGACCUCUGUGCAUCAUUUGGCCAUAGAUGUAUUUAAUUGCUUCUUUAGAUCACAUUGAAGUCAAUGGUAUUUAAAUGCCAUGAGUAACCUUGUGUUAGUUAGAUGAGGGCUUGCCAAUGUGGUGUUCUCCAGGUGUUCCUGGACUACAAUUCCCAUCAUCCCUGACCAUUUUGUCGUGUUUGUUGGGGCUGAAAGGAGGGUACUACAUUGGCUAUUCCUGUGUUAGAUGAUGUAUCAGUAAGACACAAGGUGCCUGGUCUUGUGUCCCUGCUACAAGGGGCCUUGCACCUGGCCUAGGUGGUGGGGCCCAGUCUCAUCCUGAACCGCUAAAAGAGGCUCCUGGGAGGCCACUGGGACAUUGCUGGAACAAUUAUUGGGUUGGGACAAAUGGCUAAAAUGUUCUAAAAUGUUUUAAACAGUUGUAAUUUUGGUUCCUCUGUUUCGUUUUUGUCAGGUUGGUGUUGGUUAAAUGUUUAGUUCCCCCCCGACCCAAAUUAAUUACAUUAAUUUGGGUCGGGGGGGAAUUCUUUCCAGUAGCACUGUUUAUUGUUGUUGUAGUUAGUGGUUUCUAUUGAUUUAUUGGUUUGUUGCUUGUAUAGGAUAUUUUGUUUUUGACAGUGUUUGAAAAAAGAAAAAAUUCUGACCUCCUUUUUACUCUUUUGCCUAGUGUUCAGACCUUAGUUGGCACAAAGAGUCCUUAAGAAAGAGUACUUUGCAGAAUGCUGUUUUUAUUCUUAAAAAGUCUCCUCCAACCACGAUCGACAGCUUUACACACAUCAAACACAACCAGCUUUCUACCAUCCAACCAACCCAACACCACACUAACAUUGGCCACUCUAUAUAUACAAGUACAAUUUGGUGAAAGGUUGCAUGAGUCACUGUAGGCCGCUGACACAUGCUGACUUAGUUCUUUUAGCAUUAAAGAAACAGCGGCCAAUUUUUAGCCGUAACAGUUUUUAAUGUUCGAUGUUUUGUUUUUUUAUAUAUGUUGUAAGCUGCCCUUAGAGGAAAUGGAGCCUCUCCGUUAUCCAGGUAUGGAAAUAUAUAUAUGAUGAUUUCAUUAUUAUUUAUUUAUUAUUAUUAUUAUUAUUUAUUGAAUUUAUAUACUGCCCUAUACCCGGAGGUCUCAGAGUGGUUCACAGAAUAAAAUCAAAAUAUAAAAGCACAAAAUACAUAAUCAAAAUAAAAACAACCCAAUAACCCCCCCCAAAAAAACCACCACAUUUUAAAAGGGCAUAGGCAUGUUGGCCUGUAUACAGGGGUGGAGGAAGGGGGUGCUGUGGGGGCAGGAUGCCCCGGGUGUCACCACUGAGGGGGGUGACAAAACACCGGGUGGCACUCACCGCGGGGCCUGCAGCAUGCCCGAGCCAAGCGUCUCUCCAGGGGGUGACACAGCAGCUUGGGCACCCGCUGGCUCCGUCUGCCCCAAACGGUCCGCCCGCUGCCUUCCUCCCAGCUGUAGGGCGACUAUGUGGGAGGAGGCAGGCAGAUUCCGGAGGCCUCACGGAGUGUUCUGGCCUGGCUCGUCCUGUCUUGUGGGUGGCUGGCCCCGCCCCUGGGUGCAGGGCACACGCAGCCCCAGGCGCCCGAUCGGCUUGCUCCGCCACUGCCUGUAUAGCACAGAUUUGGCCAUGGUAUCAUCUUAGUUACAGCACAGACUUUUGCAGUAUGCUCUACUUUUAGCAGAGUCUGGAAACUUCAGCUGGUUCCUAAUGUGGCAGCUAAAUUAUAAACUGGAGCUGCCUUCUUAGGAGCAUGUUAGGAACUGCACUGGUUUCCAAUUGUUUCUGGACCUAAUUCAAAGUGCUGUGGCGAUCUUUAAAGCUCUUUAUCAUUUGGGGCAAGUUUAUCUGAAGGACCCCUUACAGGCAAACCUGCAAUAAGGCCUCCUAUGUGUUUCCUCUACAUUGUCAGGAAUAGGUAGAGGACCUUAUUGGUAGUCAUCAUUUAUGAAACUCCAGAGAGAAGAGGAAAGCAGGGGCUCUCUAAUGGUCUUCCACUAUAUGGAUAAGACCAUUCUUUUUAGAAUUGGACAGUUCAGUGGUUGUCAGGGACUGGACUGAGGAGGAAUGCUGGAGACCGCCUCCCCCUCCUUCUGAACCUUCCAGAGAAGAGGAAGAUAGUAUUGAUUUACAACAGUGGUUUGCAGAAGGUCAUGGCUCAGAGAUAGAAGAGGGACAAAGAUGAGAAAUAAUGAGGGGGGGGGGGAGGAGCAGAGCCAGAGCAGCUGGCUGACACGUUAUCAUUAGAAAGCAUUCCAGACCCACCUUCUCCCAGAACCCAGCGAGCAGUGAAAGUGGGAGAGCAGAAAGCUAAGAGGCAAAUGGCCUUAAGCAGCCACCAUAAAGGGGGUGGUGCUGUUGACGAUUAAGAAGGGAAGGGGGAGGAGAUUAUUUGGAGCAAUGCCAUUACCCCAAGAGGCAACAUUUCUAAGCUUCUCUCUGUGAACAAUGAUUAAAAGACAUUGGUAAGAACUUAUUAUCUAUCUAUUACUGGCAGUCUGGUGUGAGGGGGAGAGAUCGGAUUCGCUGAAGCCUGAUGGGUGGAGUGCAAUAGGGCCAGCAAUGGACCCUCUCUGGACUCUGUUGCCAUCACAUGAUAGGAAGUGGCCCAAUCUGGGAACUGGGGUAGCCAACGACAUUUUUCCAACCGAUCAGCACAAGUGCCAGGGCUGUUGAUGCGGCACUGGCUUCCCUUCUCUAUGAAGCCCACUCACUGUCGGCCAGGAUUUAGUAUUACAUAUUUAGAUAUGGAUUCUAGUGAGACAGGUCUACAUGUCUUGCUAUAUUUUGGUCACUUGAUUGCUUUCUUUUUCAUUUGUAAAGCUGUCUAGGGAGCUUCUAUGAAAUUUUCUAUAGCACCCUUGUCAGCUUUUCUCUCAUCUCACUUUGAUUAAAUUAAUAAUAAAACUCAUGUAAAAUUUUAAUAAGUGAGCUAGAUGUCGCAUGGUAGACAUAUGUAACCAUCUCCCCCCCCCUUCUUUCUUUCUUUCUUUGGGGGGGGGAUGAACAGCAUUGCUGAAUCAACCCAGGUUUUACAAAGGUAGUUGUUUGCUUUGAAAGAACACACUUCCGCAAGAGGAAAAAAAUGUAUCGCCUUGGAGAAAGCAUUCUUGUUAUAGGGACACUUUUAAGCAAGUGUAACUCACUAUACGACAUGGGUGGCACUGUGGUCUUAACCACAGAGCCUAGGGCUUGCCGCUGAGAAGGUUCGAAUCCCCGCGAUGGGAUGAGCUCCCGUUGCUUGGUCCCUGCUCCUGCUAACCUAGCAGUUCGAAAGUGCAAGUAGAUAAAUAGGUACCGCUCUGGCAGGAAGGUAAACAGCAUUUCCGUGUGCUGCUCUGGUUCGCCAGAAGUGGCUUAGUCAUGCUGGCCACAUGACCCGGAAGCUGUACGCCGGCUCCCUCGGCCAGUAAAGCGAGAUGAGCGCCGCAACUCCAGAGUCGUCCAUGACUGGACCUAACAGUCAGGGGUCCCUUUACCUUUAACUCACUACCAAGCUGUGUAAAAAUGGAGGUGGAGCAGUCACAUGAGAAGACAGUACCUCCUUGGAAUGACAUAUUUAUGGCUUUACAUAGGCGUCAUAUAUGUAAAUGACAGUAAAAUUGAGGAAAAUAUUAAACAGGCAACUCUCAAUUUAUGUGGGGGUUACAUUCUGGGGAUAGCAUGUAAAGCCAAAAUCAAGUAUAGUCAAAACACAUUAGGUUCAAUGGCAGGUGGGAUUGACAAAGUCUUUUCCCCCAGAACCUGCCCCCUUUCUCCCUACUUUUUUUUUUUUUAAAAAGCAAACAAACAAACACAAUUUUUUGGGUAAACACUUAAAGAUGAAUAAGUGCAAGUUAAAUGUGCAUAAGCUGCGAGUUACCUGUUUAUGCAGAUAAUAUGUUGUUGUGGGUUUAGGGGGUCAGUCUGGGUGUUACCCAAGUACCUUCUAAUUCUUGGGUCCCCACACACAGUGAAGGCCAAAAUCUGUUGCUGAACUCAUUGGACAAGGUUCUUUGCAAGACAAUGAGCUUCUCUGGCCAAUUAAAUGUCCUCAACAGCAACCCAAAAGAAUGAGCUAGGUUGCAAGAACAAAAAAUGUUGUGGUGCCCUCCUGACUAAUGCACGAGCCUUUUUUCCACCCCCCUCACCUAGCUGCUAUGUAGGAGAGAGAUAGGGGGACAGUUGGGUGUGAGCUAAGCUAGAAGCAGGCUGGGAGCUGGAACAUGCUUGCUCUGUGCUGGAUCCAAAUCUGUGAUGAAUGAAGAAGGAAGACCUUUGGGGUCAAUAAUGCUCUGAGCCCCUCCAUAUUAUGACGAGGUUGUAUAUAUGCAUAAAUAAAACCAUAUAUCCUAAAGACACCUGACCUUCAUUCCAAGGAAGCCAACCCUGGGAAGCACCUGGAACCCCUCAAUUCUCUCUCUGCUUGGAGAUUUGGAUGGUGUGUAACAUUUCCCCCAUUUUUCCUUUCUAGAUAUUGAUCUGCUCCCUCACAUUCCUGUUAUUGCAGAGGAGAUGCGGCACGCAGAAGUCAUGGCUUUUGUUCGGAGACUGAAUGUGACGUCCAAUCGCAUAGAUGUGAUCAUGAAGGAUAAUCCAAAUGAUGGUGCUGAGCAGAAAAUAAAGCUGUUGGAAUGUUGGUACCAAGAACAUGGGAUGAAAGAUGCUUAUAAGACUUUGAUCACCACACUGAGAGACCUUCGCUUUCGUGCCGCUGCUGAUAAGAUUGAACAAAAAAUAAAUGGUGUAAGAAAAUAGCAAUCAGGCUCCUUCCUGAUCACUGGUUUAUAUACAUUCAGUUGAUCUUCUGCUCACCUCAUGCUUUCGUUGGUGUCAUCAAAUAGUGGAUUGGCUACAAAGUGUAUGACUUCUGUUCUCAUAAUCCAGUGUCUCUCAAUGAGGGGUGUAUGAGGAUCUAAAGGGAAGGAGGAUAUGAGUGCUUCCAUGAUAUUUAAAUUCUUUAGAAGUUCAAAUGAAAUAAAGGAGCCUCGUUUGAAGAGGAGCAUGAGAUUUGUAUAGCAAAGAAAAGGAGGCAUGGAUUAAAAAAAGAUUGAGUUAAUUCUUCAUUGAAUGGGAUCACACUAAUUCAGGAAAACAAAACAAAUAAUCAUGAAAUCUUUCUUCUUUCGCUGGCGGAAAAAGAAAAUCGAUUUGUCAAUCCAAAAUUCAAAAUUCGGGAAUAUUCAGCACAGCUCUCUUUCUAAAGUGCUGAAACGAUACUGCUUGCAGACCAGCACUGUUUAUGUGUUUGUUUAUCACUGCAAGAGAGUGGGUUUUUUCAGUGGUGGCACCCUGGCUGCGUAAUGCCCUGCCCAGAGUGGCUUGGCUGGUUGGUGCCUGCCUUGGAGUGAAUUUAGUGCUAGUCAAAAACCUUAAUAUUAUUUUCUAGGCCUUUUAAUCUGUUUUAACUUUAAGCUACUUUUGCUUUCUGUUACUUCUUUGUUUUUAUUGUUAUUGAAUUUCACAUGGUUUUAUUUCUCCUUGUAGGUCACUUGAGAAUGCUGUUGCAGCCUAUAAAAUCGGUUCAGCCUGUAAAUAUGUAAAUAAAGAGUUUAUUUAAAAAGGUA
Molecule: messenger RNA, 14079 nt
Organism: Podarcis lilfordi (Lilford's wall lizard)
Lineage: Eukaryota; Metazoa; Chordata; Lepidosauria; Squamata; Lacertidae
Source: the annotation of a GenBank genome assembly